This is a messenger RNA of Neolamprologus brichardi, 1335 nucleotides long. Lineage: Eukaryota; Metazoa; Chordata; Actinopteri; Cichliformes; Cichlidae. The record is from RefSeq and is a predicted model, not a curated record.
UCGGGGAGAAGGUCAGGACACUCUUCAUCAUUAUUAACUGGCCCCAUAUAGCUGCACCUGUUUUUUGUUUUUUUAUCAUCGACAGAGACUGAGGGGAAGCUAAAUGCGGUAUUUAUAUCCUGGGAAUAUUUUGAUCACUUUGCCUCCAGCUCUCCAACAUCAGACCUUUCACACGAGGUGGAAAAACCACGCAGACAAUUUCGCGGUUUGAGGAUUGUGCAGACACUGCUGAUGAUGAUUUGGUGCUUCCAGACUGUAUUGUUGUUCAUAGCUCACCUGGUUCUCUCAGACUGGGCCCCGGCUGCCCCCCCAACCCAAAACAGCUUCUUCUACAGUGACUACCUCAAUGAAAGCGGCAACAACCAACUUCAUUUUAUUGGUAUGAAACUCUACGUGGACUCUGCUGAGCCAUCAGUGCUUUCGGUCAGAGGGGGUAAUGCGACCCUACAAUGCAGAUUUUGGUAUGAGCCUGUGCCGAGCUCACCAAGGGAGGUCCGGGUCAAGUGGUCCUGGCUGCCCGCCGCUGGGGGACAGGAGACUGACGUGAUCGUGGCUUUCGGGACUCGAUUUCGAAGUUUUGGAGAUUUCAGGGGUCGUGUGCAGCUCCGACAGGAUUUCCCAGGAGAUGCUGCACUUGUGUUGAAUAAACUCUGGCUGAAUGAUACAGGUCGCUAUCGAUGUACUGUCGUGGAUGGACUGGAGGACCAAAGCACAGUGGUUCACCUAGAGUUACAAGGUGUGGUCUUUCCCUACCAACACCCUCAUGGUCGUUACCAUCUGAGCUUCCUGGGAGCCCAGCAAGCCUGUAAGGAGCAGGACUCGACAGUGGCCACCAUCACACAGCUCUUCCAGUCUUGGAAAGAGGGAAUGAACUGGUGCAAUGCCGGCUGGCUGGCUGAUGGGACAGUCCAGUAUCCGAUCUCCCAGUCCAGGGAGCCCUGCGGGGGAGCCCGCCUCGCCCCAGGUGUCCGCCGCUACGAUAGACUUCACCUCUACCCUAAUCACUACGAUGUCUUCUGUUUCUCCUCUUUGCUCCAAGGGAGAGUCUACUACCUUCAGUCCUCUCACAAGAUGAACCUGACUGAAGCUCAUCAUGCGUGUCAGGAGGACGGAGCAGAGAUUGCCAAAGUUGGACAGCUGUAUUCUGCGUGGAAGUUCACGGGGCUUGAACGCUGUGAUGCCGGCUGGCUGGCCGAUGGAAGCGUUCGCUAUCCCAUCACCAGACCUCGAAGUAACUGUGGUCCGUCUGAGCCAGGGGUACGCAGCUUUGGUUUCCCACCUCCACAGCACAAGCAUGGAGUCUACUGCUACAAGUUAGAUACUGAAAGAGUGUAG